This is a messenger RNA of Girardinichthys multiradiatus, 1722 nucleotides long. RefSeq names its product tomoregulin-2-like. Bases 1 to 1008 code for a protein of 335 amino acids. Gene Ontology annotation, molecular function: protein binding. The record is from RefSeq and is a predicted model, not a curated record. NCBI's taxonomy places the organism in Eukaryota, Metazoa, Chordata, Actinopteri, Cyprinodontiformes, Goodeidae. The transcript is spliced from 9 exons.
AUGGCAAACUCACUCACCACAUUGAAAAGGAAGGUGUCGGAGGUUAAACGAGAUGUGGUGUGCAAUGCUCCACAGGUGAACGCAGCAGAACAGCGCUUACAUAAGGCGGAACAGUCGAUUGAAUUUGUCUACCAAAAAGCUGGACGCCGUGAUAUAAAGUAUGAUAGGACCAAGAUCACUUUCACUCAAGAUCUGUCAGCAGAGACUGUCCGGAUUCGGCGCGGUUUCAACGCGGUUAUCAAGCCGUUUGUGGAGAUCAACGCCUUUCAACACGACCCCUGUUGGGAUGAGGUGGAUAAGACAAUGAUCCGAAAGUCCCAGAGCAACCCUGGAGGCGAGGGCUCGGCUGAGACCGGGCAGAAGGAGACGUCCACCUGUGACAUCUGCCAGUUCGGAGCAGAGUGCGAUGUGGACGCUGAGGACGUUUGGUGUGUCUGCAACAUCGACUGCUCGCACAUCAGCUUCAACCCGGUGUGUGCCUCGGACGGUCGCUCCUACGACAACCCCUGCCAGGUGAAGGAGGAAUCCUGUCAGAAGCAGGAGCGCAUCGAAGUCAAGUACCUGGGCCGCUGCCAAGGCGACAUCACAACCGGGAACAAAGGAGACGAACACUUUGCACACAUCAACCCAUCGGAGGACUCAGGGACAGGACUGGCCCGCAACUUGUACAUUCCCUGUCCAGAUCACUACAAGAACUACUGCGUCCACGGAGACUGUCAGUUCCCCAACAUGCUCUCCCAGCCGUCUUGCAGCUGUCACUCAGGCUUCAUGGGCCCCAAGUGUGACAUCAAAGAGUACAACGUGCUAUAUGUGGUGCCAGGCUCUGGAAAACUGCACUACGUCCUGAUCGCCUCCAUCAUUGGAGCCCUGCAGGUGGUCAUCAUCUGCGUGGUGGUGCUCUGCAUUACCAGAAAGUGCCCACGGACCAACAGAAUCAACCGGCAGAAGCAGAACAAUGUCCACUUCAGUUCUGAGAACACCAUGCGCGCCUCCACUCGUCUUAUCUGAGCCCAGAAUCGCCGGACAGAGUCCCCCCUCACGCUUUGGAGCGCCGUGGCGUUAGAUGUUCCCCUCAUAGGUCAACCCUGACAGUUAGCAUCCGCCUCCCUUCACUCGACUCCCCCUCUCCUAUGAACUUACGACCACAGAGGACGGUGGCAUUACCAUUUCAGAGCUGGCACAGCAGUAAGCGGUGAGACUUGCACGUUGGGAUGAUGUUCUCAUCAUCAGACGCUGCCGCUGCCCACCUUCCGGUUGAUGACGUGUCUCCUUUUUCUGAGGAUUUUUUCUGAAAAAAAUGAACUGGGGAGGAGGAGAGGGGGGAGGCGUUGAGGACACUGAAUGUGAGUGUGUGUGAGUGUCUUAUUAGAUGUGUGCGCUUUGGUAGAGGCCAACUAGCCGGCGUCUGUUCUUUGUAGACGAGGGGUAAAAGCAUACCGGGGUAGUGCAAAGCAGGGUACAGGGCUUUAAUAAUUGCAGUGUGUGUUCAGUCUGGGAGGGGGGAGGGAGGGGUUUCGGGGCUACACGUGAUGCCUUGCACCUUGUGUUAUAGGAGACCUUUGACAGAGGGCACAACGUUACUAUAGAGCUCUCUGUUCGGUUGUGACAAUGACGUCAGCUACUGUAUGUUGAGUUCUAUUUCCAAUAGUUAUUACGACAUUGUCUUGAUGGGGUCCGUUUUUUCUGUAAAUGUAAAUAAAUAAUUUAUAUCACGAAAUGUUA